AUGUCCGCCAUCACUCCAGACCAGAGUGCUGCUUCGCCGAUGCGAAGUAAAUCACCGGCCUUCAAAAACCUGCGCAUGCAGGAAGCUUAUAUCAGGGAUAACUCUAUCAAGGCAAAAGGCCACAAAAGACUUGACGUCGUCUACCUGGGUAUCGCCAUUGCGAAGGACGAGCAUCAUCCCGAUGAAUUUGUGAUCGGCAUAACCGCACACGAUGGAACAUACUCUAUCAACUACACCGCAGGAAAGUAUCCCCCGGGUGAGGUAUCGGCUGCUAGUGGCUCUGAGCUGUCUUCGGGGUCUAGUUCCGGUGUUGACACUCCGGCAACUGGCACAUCCGGAACGUCCCAGGCUGUUCAUUCCACCAAGACUUUGGCAACCUUUGUUCUCGAAAUGAUUGAUGAAUAUCGUAAGCAACAUCAUCACAAGGUUGCUGGUGCUGGUAUAACUCAGCAAGCCGUUGUUCUGUGCCCUGAGCUUCCCAGUCUGCUGUGGAGUUGCAUUGAUGUUGUCUGCCUUGUUUUCGCACCAUUUACCGACGAAACACGGGGAGAACCUUUUCUAAACUUGGAGUCUCAGGUAGACGAAGAGUCUGACUCAGUGGUUCGUAAGGCUAUUGAGAAAUACGGCCCAGGCAAUGUUCCACGAUUGAUGGUAAAGGGGCGCAAUGAAGUCGCUGUCGAUGCUGAUUCAGUUGUGCAACUCACCAGCCUUGAGGAUUACAAGAGCUCCGUUCAUGCCAACACCUGGAAGACAACCAUGCAUUUCGCAGAUUCGCUCAAGAAGAACGAUAUCAGGAUUGCCUUCUUCAAUACAACGCCCCAAGGUGGCGGUGUCGCCCUAAUGAGACACGCCCUCAUUCGGUUCCUUCGUCUUCUCGGUGUUAAAUGCAAAUGUGAGAUCUUCCGGAUUACCAAAAACAAUCACAACAUUCUCCAGGGCGUGGACGAGAAGCUUCAGCUCGAAGAUGAGCAAGCUAAAAUGCUCGACGAGUGGUGUGAGCAGAAUGCUGCACGAUACUGGAUCAAACCCGACAAAGGGCCUCUUGCCCAUCCAGAUCAAGGUGGAGCCCAUGUUAUCAUCGUCGACGAUCCGCAGAUGCCAAAACUCGUCGAUAUUGCUAAGCAAAUUGACCCUAAUCGUCCAGUCAUCUUCCGCAGUCACAUUCAGGUUCGCGCCGACCGGGCCAAUGAUGAAAGUACUAAUACUGCGCGAGUUUGGAAUUGGGUAUGGCAAAAUGUUAAGAAGUGCGAUGUGUUCGUAAGUCACCCGGUUCCUGACUUUGUACCCAACAAUGUUACUUCUGAAAAGGUUGGUUACAUGCCUGCCACGACUGAUUGGCUUGAUGGCCUGAACAAGAAGAUGGAUACGUGGGGAUACAAUGCACUACAUUUUAAGUUCGCGUUUCCCAACCGCAAAUACAUCGUCCAAAUCGCCCGAUUCGAUCCGGCGAAAGGCAUACCCGACGUCCUGGCAUCGUAUGCUUAUCUCCGCAGACACUUCAUGCAAGAUGAGGAGGAUAUUGAGAAGAUACCCCAACUAGUCAUAGCCGGUCAUGGCGCAAUAGAUGACCCGGACGCGCUUCCAAUCUAUGACGAGACUAUGGCUGCCAUCAACAAGCUGUAUCCCGAGUUCGCAGAAGACAUCAUCGUCAUGCGCGUGGGACCAAGUGAUCAAGUACUGAACGUACUGAUGCGCGAAGCCCAUGUUGCUCUGCAACUCUCCACUCGGGAAGGUUUCGAGGUCAAGGUCAGCGAAGCAUUGCAUGCUGGCGUGCCCAUUAUUGCAACAUGGCGCGGUGGCAUUCCUCUACAGGUGGUCGGCGACCGAGCAGGUUAUCUCAUAGAAAGAGACGUGAAAGACAAGGAGACGGGACAAUCUGUCGCCAGAGAUGCAGGUGAAUUUGCGCAAGCAGUGGCCGAGAAGCUUCAUCUCUUGUUUACCAGCCCCACGACUUAUGACAGUAUGUCAGAGUAUGCCAGUAACAACGUCAGCGAUGAGGUGAGUACGGUUGGCAACGCGCUUUGCUGGCUGUAUCUUGCGGACACUCUCGCCAAGGGCAAAUCGGUUGUACCAGAGCGAAUGUGGAUCCAUGACAUGGCGCGACAACUUGCAGCUGAAGAGGGGGUGGUCUUCGAAGACACCAAAACCGAAACGAAGUUGCCGCGAGUGGACCUUCUGCAGCCGUCACAGUAG
Molecule: messenger RNA, 2193 nt
Organism: Parastagonospora nodorum SN15
Lineage: Eukaryota; Fungi; Ascomycota; Dothideomycetes; Pleosporales; Phaeosphaeriaceae
Exons: 5
Coding region: 1-2193 (730 amino acids)
Molecular function (GO): glycosyltransferase activity
Source: RefSeq, a predicted model, not a curated record